Messenger RNA from Symphalangus syndactylus (siamang), 4984 nucleotides. RefSeq names its product family with sequence similarity 120 member B (gene FAM120B). Gene Ontology annotation, biological process: peroxisome proliferator activated receptor signaling pathway; fat cell differentiation. NCBI's taxonomy places the organism in Eukaryota, Metazoa, Chordata, Mammalia, Primates, Hylobatidae. The record is from RefSeq and is a predicted model, not a curated record. Gene Ontology annotation, cellular component: nucleus.
UUUUUACAAAUAAGGACAUCAGUGAUGUACAAAGAGGUUAAAUGAUUUGUCUUCAGCUGUACAGUAAAUCAGGGCCUCCCUUAGCCAAAAAAGCCAGGCCUGAGUACUGUUUUGCUUAUAAACAAAUAUUAAUAAAGAGGAAUCUAUUUUAUCAGUUCUUAUUAUAGAACAUUUAAUAUAAGAUGGACCAAAUUAUAUCUUUUGGUGUUUCCAUAUAUUAAUACCUAUCUGUGCUCAUCCAUAUAUGUCUACACACUAGGUUCUAUAAAAGUGGGCAGUGUUAAUACUGUUCCUAUUAGGACUUUUAGUCCAAAGAAUUAAUUUAAUUUGGAUUUGUGCAAAUUAUUAUAAAGUCAUUUACAAUAAAACCAUGGCUAACUAUGACAAGAGCAUAUUAACCUUUUGAAUAGGGGAGGAGUUUUCUGGUUAGAUUAGGUUUUUGCCCAUUAAGCACCAAAAUAUGCCAUUUAGGUUGGGAAUCUUCCUAAAGUAUAUUAUUUCUUGUGUUCUUAAAUAGAAUGUGCUGAAUGUGAUGUAAACUUUCCUCAAUGAUCUCAAGUGACCAUUUAAAUAUAAUUUGUUAUGUUGUGAUGUGAACAGUAAUGUUAGGCUUAUUGAGGCAUAUACAGCUAUUUGCUUUGGGGGUUUUUGCAUCUUUCCAGUUUGUAAAGUUUUCUGUCCUAUUGUUUCCUUGGGUCAGCUGUUAGCACUUCUAACUGCUGUCAGUUUUCCUGCCCAAAGUUUCUACAUUUUUCCCUAGUAUGGGUUUAGGAGCUAAUUGUUAGAACUGAUCAGAAAAGUAGUCCGUAGAUGAUAAUAAGAGCCUAAAUAAGUGUCUUGUGAGUAAGUUGUUUAUGCUGCAUCAGCCUCUAAGGGGUUUUGUAGAGCACAGUGUGGGUAGGAAAGGCCAAGGGCACCGGAGUUCUGAGUUGCUGGGAAAAGCCAGAGAGUCUCUUUUAUUCCCGAUCCUUCUCUCAGGGCCCAGUGAUAGGCUGGUGACUGGGAAUAAUGUAGGAAGGAGAGAUCUCGGGUAAGGACACAUCCCACAGGGUGGCUCUGUGGUGAGGCCUUUGCCCCACUGGCAGCACACAGCAAUGACCAGAUCACUAACCCACAGCAGUGCUAAGUGAGGGUUGUGGCCUAGUGAAAGGCAGCUGGGCUAUGGAGUCAGAUGGAUUCAAAUCCUGGCCUCCUUAUUAAUUACUGCUUGUGGCUUCAGGCAGGUGAUUUCACCUGACACAAAGUUUGCUGCCUCCUCAAAGUGACUCCUGCCUUCUUCUUUGCUGCUAGAAUGUGUCUUUGACUUAAGAGGCUGCACAAAACUGAUAAUGUGCUCUAAUCUGGGCCAGUGGGACUAGAGGAGCUGCCAUGGGACUUUUGGAGUAGACUGCACACACUUAGACAGUUGGGUACAUUUUGAUGUAUGUGUUACAGCCCUCACCCAAAGCUCUGUGCUUCUCAGAGGACUCCGAGUCUUUGUUUGCCUCAUUCCUCAGGGUUCAUGGUCUUAGCUGGGGAUCUUGUCUUAUUCAUUGCUGUAUCCACAGCUCCUAACAUAGGCCUUGGAGCACAGUAAAUCCUGAAUGAGUAUUUAUGAGUGAAUGUGGGAAUUUGGUUGAGUUUAGAUCUCAUGUUCUUAGUGUAUUUCUGGGGGGAUAGAAGAGGGUCUCUCUGCCCUUCAUUUUCUUCUGUGAUAGGAAGUGGCCCUGCAUCCCUCUAGCCUUGGGAUUCUCCCAGAAUAGGGAGGGAGAGGGGAUGCUGAACAGCCAUAGCACCUGGUUCACGAUGGACCAUCUGACUCCCGUCUUGCCUGCCUCACCCAUCCCCAGAACAUAGGCAGAGCAGUGUUUCUGAAAUGCACUUGCUUGAGUCCUUGGCGACAUCUCGUUUCCCUUCGGGUGAAGCGUAGACAUUUUAGCAUGGUUUGCCAGGCCUUUCAUUCAUCCGGCCCCAACUCCUCCAGCAGUAUCUCAUCUCUUCAUCCUCCCUGAAAAUAGGUUCUAGACAUACUGAAGAUCCUUUCCUGGAGUUCAGUUAUGGGUGUGAGAGGUUUGCAAGGAUUUGUGGGAAGUACCUGCCCACAUAUAUGUACAGUAGUAAAUUUCAAAGAACUGGCAGAGCACCACCGAAGCAAGUAUCCUGGAUGUACCCCUACCAUUGUGGUUGAUGCCAUGUGUUGUCUCAGAUAUUGGUAUACUCCAGAAUCUUGGAUCUGCGGUGGCCAGUGGCGAGAAUACUUUUCUGCUUUGCGAGAUUUUGUUAAAACUUUUACGGCAGCUGGGAUCAAGUUGAUAUUCUUCUUUGAUGGCAUGGUGGAGCAGGAUAAGAGAGAUGAAUGGGUGAAACGAAGGCUCAAGAACAACAGGGAGAUAUCCAGGAUUUUUCAUUACAUCAAGUCACACAAGGAGCAGCCAGGCAGAAAUAUGUUCUUCAUCCCCUCAGGGCUAGCUGUGUUUACACGAUUUGCUCUAAAGACACUGGGCCAGGAAACUUUGUGUUCCUUACAGGAAGCAGAUUAUGAGGUAGCUUCCUAUGGCCUCCAGCAUAACUGUCUUGGGAUUCUGGGGGAAGACACUGAUUACCUAAUCUAUGACACUUGUCCCUACUUUUCAAUUAGCGAGCUCUGCCUAGAGAGCCUGGACACCGUCAUGCUCUGCAGAGAGAAGCUCUGUGAGAGUCUGGGCCUCCGUGUGGCCGACCUUCCUCUUCUGGCCUGCCUCCUUGGCAAUGACAUAAUCCCAGAGGGCAUGUUUGAAAGCUUUAGGUAUAAAUGCUUAUCAUCCUACACCUCUGUAAAAGAGAACUUUGACAAAAAAGGUAACAUCAUAUUAGCUGUGUCAGACCAUAUAUCGAAAGUUCUUCACUUGUAUCAAGGUGAGAAAAAAUUAGAAGAGAUAUUACCUCUGGGACCAAACAAAGCUCUUUUUUAUAAAGGAAUGUCAUCAUAUCUUUUACCAGGACAAAAAUCUCCAUGGUUUUUCCAAAAACCCAAAGGUGUAAUAACUUUGGACAAGCAAGUAACAUCCUUGAGUUCAGACGCUAAAUCCAGGGAAGAAGUUCCCAUGUGUUCAGACCCUGAAUCCGGGCAAGAAGUUCCCAUGUGUACAGGCCCUGAAUCCAGGCAAGAAGUUCCCAUGUGUACAGGCCCUGAAUCCAGGCAAGAAGUUCCCAUGUGUACAGGACCUGAAUCCAGGCAAGAAGUUCCCAUGUGUACAGGCCCUGAAUCCAGGCAAGAAGUUCCCAUGUAUACAGACUCUGAACCCAGGCAAGAAGUUCCCAUGUGUACAGGCCCUGAAUCCAGGCAAGAAGUUUUAAUAUGGACAGACCCUGAAUCUAGGCAAGAAAUUAUGUGUGCAGGCCAUGAAUCCAAACAGGAAGUUCCCAUAUGUACAGAUCCUAUAUCCAAGCAAGAAGACUCCAUGUGUACACACCCUGAAAUCAAUCAAAAAUUACCUGUAGCAACAGAUUUUGAAUUUAAGCUAGAAGCUCUCAUGUGCACAAACCCUGAAAUUAAACAAGAAGACCCCACAAGUGUGGGGCCUGAAGUAAAGCAACAAGUAACCAUGGUUUCAGACACUGAAAUCUUAAAGGUUGCUAGAACACAUCACGUCCAAGCAGAAAGCUACCUGGUGUACAACAUCAUGAGCAGUGGAGAGAUUGAAUGCAGCAACACCCUAGAAGAUGAGCUUGACCAGGCCUUACCCAGCCAGGCCUUCAUUUACCGUCCCAUUCGACAGCGGGUCUACUCACUCUUACUGGAGGACUGUCAAGAUGUCGCCAGCACCUGCCCGGCUGUCAAGGAGUGGUUUGUGUAUCCUGGGAACCCACUGAGGCACCCGGACCUCGUCAGGCCACUGCAGAUGACCAUUCCAGGGGGAACGCCUAGUUUGAAAAUAUUAUGGCUGAACCAAGAGCCAGAAAUACAGGUUCGGCGCUUGGACACACUCCUAGCCUGUUUCAAUCUUUCCUCCUCAAGAGAAGAGCUGCAGGCUGUCGAAAGCCCGUUUCAAGCUUUGUGCUGCCUCUUGAUCUACCUCUUUGUCCAGCCUGAUUACAUCAACCCCAGAGCCGUGCAGCUGGGCUCCCUUCUCGUCCGCGGCCUCACCACUCUGGUUUUAGUCAACAGCGCGUGUGGCUUCCCCUGGAAGACGAGUGAUUUCAUGCCCUGGAAUGUAUUUGAUGGGAAGCUUUUUCAUCAGAAGUACUUGCAAUCUGAAAAGGGUUAUGCUGUGGAGGUUCUUUUAGAACAAAAUAGAUCUCGGCUCACCAAAUUCCACAACCUGAAGGCAGUCGUCUGCAAGGCCUGCAUGAAGGAGAACAGACGCAUCACCGGCCGAGCCCACUGGGGCUCACACCACGCAGGGAGGUGGGGAAGACAGGGCUCCAGCUACCACAGGACGGGCUCUGGGUAUAGCCGUUCCAGUCAGGGACAGCCGUGGAGAGACCAGGGACCAGGAAGCAGACAGUAUGAGCACGACCAGUGGAGAAGGUACUAGUCAUCCUCCAGGUAAGUUCAUCACCUGCAUCUCCAGAAGAAAUCAGUCACAUGUCUGUCUUUAUAACAUAAAUCUUCCAUAUCAAGUACCAAAGUAAACAGAACUCAGAUAUUGAAUCCUGCUGACCUGGUGCCGAGUUAACUUGGUUUCAAGACGCACUUGCUUCCUCCAGAAAGAGUGUGGAGAGAAAAAGAGGCACACCUGGACACAGAGCCCUGCCAGCGCCCUCCUCUGCUGUCGCAGCUGCAAGGAGACCGUGCCUGUGGGAGCCAGGCCUCACUUGCAUGAAGAAGGAAAGAUGCCUUUUUCAGUGGUGUCUCCCUCCCAUUGUGCAGAAGAGCUUUUGUUGGCUUCUCUCCCGAGCUUGUGCCUGAUUCUGUGGCCCAAAACAAUCAUUGUUAACAUCUUCAUGUGUUUCAUUCUGAUCUGUCAUUCAUGUAUAUGAUGCCUAGCUCAUUUCAUUUUAAAAUAAAUGGGAAUCUGUUGUA